Molecule: messenger RNA, 1517 nt
Organism: Hordeum vulgare subsp. vulgare (domesticated barley)
Lineage: Eukaryota; Viridiplantae; Streptophyta; Magnoliopsida; Poales; Poaceae
Product: RING-H2 finger protein ATL74-like
Exons: 1
Coding region: 650-1201 (183 amino acids)
Source: RefSeq, a predicted model, not a curated record
UUUUUUUGUCAUGUUAUCAUCUAAUCAAGGUCCACCAGUUCAAGACCCGCUACAUAAGAUUCGUCGGUUUUAGCACCGACACUUGUAACUACCACUGAGUACAACGUCCUCCUGUUCGAUUCCCGCUUUCACCGGCGAAAAGAGUUGGAGAUCUAGUGGUGGUGGUUUGGAGGACGAGAAGAGGGACGAGAAACGACACCAUUAGUGGAACGAAAUUGCCUAUGCACACACAAUUUGCAGGGCCGUUGUCCCACGACCUUGUGAUCGAUGGCUGCGGUCGAGAGUGAACCGAGGUGAUCGAUUGCUGCUAUUAUAUCUUGUCGUACAGAAAUCGGACACAUCCCAAUUGUUUGUAUAUCAGUUCUCUUUGUGGAAAGAAAAGCAAGCUCUUAUCAUUUAAUUAAUUAUCACUGAAAUCUCUUAUACGUGUGGAACGCAGAGCAGUCCAGCAUGACCGCCCGGCCAUCCCCCGCCACUAAAAUCCAAGCCCUCCACCAGGCGCCAGCACCACCGGCCGUUGCAUGACAGACCAAGAAAACCAUCAUUGUUCGCACCAACCCACCCAACAGAGAGAGCAAAGCAAGACACCGCACGGCACGACACUCUGCCAGUGCCCUGCUUCUGCUGGGAGUGGCGUCCAUCGGCCGGCAUGUCGACGCCGGGAGGCGUGUCGGGGACGAGGGCGUCGCAGCACGGGGGCGACGGCGGCGGGUGCUGCAGCUCCAGCGGGACGCUGGAGCUCGUGGCGGCGUUCACGGCGGUGUGCCUCGCACUCUACGGGGUGAUACUGUACCUCAACUACCUGUACGUGCGGUGGAGCGGGCGGGACGGCGUGCAUCGGACGGCAUCCGGCACGGCAGCCGGUCCGGCAAGGAAGAGGACCGGCGGAGGGGGCCUCGACAAGGCGGCGCUGGCAGCCAUGCCGGUGUUCAGGUUCAAGGCGGAGGCGUGUGGCGACGGCAGCGAGGUAAGGGAGGAGUGCGCGGUGUGCCUGAGCGCCAUGCAGGACGGCGACGCGGUGCGCGCCCUGCCCGGGUGCAGGCACGCGUUCCACGUCGGCUGCGUCGACGUCUGGCUGCGCGCGCACGCCACCUGCCCCGUCUGCCGCGCGCGCCCUGCUCUCCCGGUUCCGGCGGCGAAGGACGGCUCCAAGAGGGCGGAGGCCGCCGGACGGGAGCCGGGCCUGGAGAGCCCGGUAUAGCAUGCGUGCGACACGCCGCCAGCCCGGAGCUGCCGGUAUGGCUCGAGGUAGUUAGCUGCUGCAUAGGGGUUGCUUCAUAGUCUUCCCUUCUUGGAAGCGUGGAUGGAUGGCUACCGCUGCUUCAUGGUUAUCCAUUUAGUACACGAUUUUUGCGUUAGCUUGCUUCAGUCGGGACAGAUAAUUUCGUGCCGGGACUUUGAAAUUAUACUCCUACUUGACUUUUGCAUUGCUGAUGGGUGAAGAGGUUCUCGAAAUCACAUUGUAAUUAAAUUUGUAUUGGAUGUAUCCGUAUGAUAUAGCCCCCUUUUUCCCCGAA